GAGACACGCCCAGCCUCUUCCUCACUGCGGACUGAAGUCGGAAACACAAGUUCAACCGCAUCUUUUAUGUACCGUUAGCCGAAUACCAUUACUCUGCUACCGAGCCGAAGCAAGGUGGCCAGAUACCAAAAAAAUACAAAUAAAAACAGGAUAUGGCGAAAACGUACGACUAUCUGUUUAAACUGCUGCUCAUCGGGGAUAGCGGAGUGGGCAAGACGUGCCUACUGUUUCGAUUCAGCGAGGACGCGUUCAACACCACUUUUAUCUCCACUAUAGGAAUUGACUUCAAAAUCAGAACAAUAGAGCUGGAUGGGAAGAAAAUCAAGCUUCAGAUCUGGGAUACAGCAGGACAGGAGAGGUUUAGAACCAUUACCACUGCAUAUUAUAGAGGAGCAAUGGGAAUUAUGCUGGUGUAUGAUAUCACAAAUGAGAAAUCUUUUGACAACAUCAAGAACUGGAUCAGGAACAUUGAGGAGCAUGCAUCAUCAGAUGUGGAACGGAUGGUAUUGGGAAAUAAAUGUGACAUGAAUGAUAAGAGACAAGUUUCAAAAGAAAGAGGGGAAAAGUUGGCUAUUGAUUAUGGAAUAAAGUUCCUGGAAACCAGUGCAAAAUCCAGCACAAAUGUCGAAGAGGCCUUUGUCACCCUUGCUAGAGACAUCAUGACCAGACUAAACAGAAAAAUGAAUGAGAAUAACCCUGCAGGAGGAGGAGGAGGAGGAGUGAAAAUCACAGAGAAUCGAUCCAAGAAGCCCAGCUUUUUCCGCUGCACUUUGCUCUAACCCAGUAACUUCUGCAAGCCUCAGUGUGUGAAUGUUUUCAUUUCUCCAUGUUUGUUUGAGCGCAGUGUGUGUGUGUUUGUGGCAGGGUUUACUCUACCACUAAACCUUCAGCUGUUAGCUGCUGCUGAGAGCACUGGACUUCAGCCUGCCUCAUGUAUACACACUGAUGGCUAGAAAAAGAGUAUGGCAGACUCUUUUGAGCUGUUCCCAAAAAGUCCCUUUUAAACCAAAUUUCCAUCAACCUCGCCAAACCCAUUUAACCUCGCAACCCGGAUCAGUCCCCUUUUAGUGUAGCAUGAUUUGAAUUCAUCACAUGCAGUCAAAUUAUAGUUACUUUGAUUUUUAAAGUGAUUUGCUGUGUAGCAGCAUUUAAUGAAGGAAGAUAUAUGAAAGAGAUAACAGACUAUUAAAUUCCUGCUGUGCAGUUUUUUGCAAUAAAGACUGUGGACCCAAAGUAGCAACUGAUGAACCUGAUGGUUUGACAGUUAAACUGAAGGACAUGCAAUAUAAUUCUUUUGAAUGUCAUGUUUUUAAUGUUAUAUUUAAAGUCACCAAUUUUAUAUGUAGUUUAAUACAGUUUCUUAAGGUUAUUUUUCUUUAAUAAGAAGUUUUGUUACUGUUCCAAAGCCACAAUAAACUAUGGAAUCAAAGCAACAUUCCAUAGUUUGCAGUCUUCCCCCUUUGCACGAUCUUACGUUAUUAACCUUACAUGACCAAAGUAAAAACAAAUCAAAACUGUGAUGGAUAAUAACUUUUUUUUUUUUGUUCAAGGUCAAAAUUAUUUUAUUUCUUUCUUUGGUUUUAAUCACUCGUAAAUUACAUACACAAACACACAAAAAUCCUUUUCGUCAUGCUUGUUGAAGCAGCAGCUAGCUAUGCCUCAGCUAGGCCCUGUAUAUUAGAAUAUACAGUAUACAGUAUUACAUUUACUAAUGGUAUUAUAUUUUUUUACUCUACCAACAUAAUCAUCUUUUACUUACCACUGCAUAUAAACCACCUAAGGCAUGUUAACCUGUGCUUGUGUGAGAUUCAUCGAUUUAUUGUUAAUACUUAUUUUAUUACUCAAUUUAAUGGCAUCACAGUAUUCUGUAUUUGUCUUUUUUAAUUCCCUCUUUUAUAAGACUCUUUGAGUGUGAAAUUGUGUAGUGUUUACAGUACUACUUGCAAUAGUAUCUUUUUUAUGUAUGUCAUGCACUGUUAUCUGUGUGUGUGGCUCUCUCGUAGAGCUGCCUCGCUUCAUAAACCACUGAUCCUCCUUGUGAAAUCAGUCUCAAUCGCUCAAAAAAGAAUGCAAGGUUGUACAAGCCUUAAUGUGUUUACUCCUGUCACCUUAUUAGGUUUUACCAGGCCCAGAUUGAAUCUACAGACUUUUGCAUUUUCUGGAAUUCUUAUGAAUUAAUUUAAAUUAAACAUCUUUUUGGUAGCUUAAGGCAUAAUCAAAUUAGCCAAAAUAAUCAAUAAAUGAACACGCAAGGGGCGGGAAAGGCAUUACAACUCUGAAACCUGUUGCUUUCAAUGUGCAGAUUCAAUGUUGGCCUGGUUAUUUCAAAUGCAAAAAGCAAAGAAUUCAAACCUGAAGGCAGCCUGUGGUGAUUCAAGGGGAAUUUGCAAUCUCUUUAAGUUACUCAAAAUUAAUGAAUGAUUGAUUCUGCUGUUUCUGUUAAAGGUUGUAUGAUUGCUUGAGUUCCAUUGGGUGUUGUGCAUCUGUUUGACAGUUCCUGCUCAGAGGCUUGCUAUUGCAAAUGGCUCUGAAUUCAUGAUUUGAAUAUGCAUGCAGGCACACUUGCAUAUUUUACAGUGAAACAGUGACAGCACUCAACCUCCCAUAUGACAUUUUAUCGUCUGUUCUGUAAUAUGUCAGUGUUAACUGAUUAUGUAAAAAAAUUAAAAUAUCUUUUCUAAGUUA
Messenger RNA from Myxocyprinus asiaticus (Chinese sucker), 2685 nucleotides. RefSeq names its product RAB8B, member RAS oncogene family (gene rab8b). Gene Ontology annotation, cellular component: endosome; trans-Golgi network transport vesicle; synaptic vesicle. Gene Ontology annotation, biological process: Golgi vesicle fusion to target membrane; regulation of exocytosis; protein localization to plasma membrane. Gene Ontology annotation, molecular function: GTP binding; GTPase activity. The transcript has 8 exons. NCBI's taxonomy places the organism in Eukaryota, Metazoa, Chordata, Actinopteri, Cypriniformes, Catostomidae. The record is from RefSeq and is a predicted model, not a curated record. The coding region runs from base 153 to 779 and encodes 208 amino acids.